Cheilinus undulatus (humphead wrasse) is the source of this 2628-nucleotide messenger RNA. RefSeq names its product coenzyme Q8B (gene coq8b). The transcript has 16 exons. Gene Ontology annotation, biological process: ubiquinone biosynthetic process. Bases 109 to 2004 code for a protein of 631 amino acids. Gene Ontology annotation, cellular component: extrinsic component of mitochondrial inner membrane. NCBI's taxonomy places the organism in Eukaryota, Metazoa, Chordata, Actinopteri, Labriformes, Labridae. The record is from RefSeq and is a predicted model, not a curated record. Gene Ontology annotation, molecular function: kinase activity.
AAAAUAACUUCCGGGUGUUGAAUCGUUGCAAAACAGACCACACAACCGGGCAGCGGAGUGAAAGAGGACAUUCACAGAGAAAAGCCUGGAUAACGCAGCUUCAGGAGAAUGAUGCUUUCAGAAGUCCUGCAGGUGCUGCGUGGGGCAGGUAAAGUGGGGUCUGCCAUGGCCACCACACAGGGAGAACAGCUCCGGUUAAUGGCCUGUAACUCAUCCAUGGGAGCAGGGGUCAAAGCUGCACAGGAUGUGGUGGAAGGACUGGUUGGCACCUUCAUGGGAGGAAAUGCGCAACAGUCCGUAAAGGAGGAUGUGUUUCCGGAUGCUGAGGGCUGGGAUAACAUGGACCCUGAUGAGGCAGCCAAAUGGGCCAUGGGGUCAGAGUUCCCCCCUGAUACUGGAGCUUCUGCAGAGAUGCCACCAGGAGGUCCUCCUCCCACAGGGGCAGGCUCUGCAGGGACAGGAUGGCCAGGUCAAAGCACUCGUUUCCUCCACACAUCACCUCGUCUUCACAGGUACUACUAUCAGACCCGUUCUGUUCAUGACACAGUGGUGGCCAGACUCACACCAGAGGAUAUCAAGAAAGCACGAGAGGCGAAGCAGUCCCUCGCCAAACCUGCCAGACAGAAGCUGAGUGAGCGAGCCAGAGAGAGGAAGGUACCAGCUACAAGAAUCAGCAGGCUGGUCAAUUUUGGAGGACUGGCUGUAGGACUCGGGAUUGGUGCCAUUGCAGAAGUGGCUAAACAGUCUCUGGGUGGCAAACAGAAAGGAGAUGUGGGUUCGCUGUUAGACUCUCCUCUUCUGUCAGAGGCCAACGCUGAGAGGAUUGUCAACACGCUGUGCAAGGUCCGCGGGGCUGCACUCAAGAUAGGGCAGAUGCUCAGCAUUCAAGAUAACUCCUUCAUCAGCCCCCAGCUGCAGAGGAUCUUUGAGAGGGUCAGGCAGAGCGCAGACUUCAUGCCAACCUGGCAGAUGAAUAAAGUUCUAGAGGAGGAACUGGGACCGGGCUGGAGAGAUAAGCUUUCAUCCUUUGAAGACAAACCGUUUGCUGCAGCCUCCAUCGGCCAGGUGCAUCAUGGGGUCUUAAAAGAUGGGAGAGAAAUUGCCAUGAAGAUCCAGUACCCCGGAGUGGCAGAGAGCAUCCACAGUGACAUAAAUAACCUGAUGUCAGUCCUAAAAAUGAGUGUGGUUCUGCCAGAAGGUCUGUUUGCCGACAGCAGUUUAGAGGUUCUCCAGAGGGAGCUGGCCUGGGAGUGUGACUACAAGAGGGAAGCAGAGUGUGCCAAGAAGUUCAGGUCCCUGCUCAAGGGAGACGAGUUUUUCCAAGUCCCUGAGGUGAUUGAUGAGCUGUCAGGCCGCAGGGUGUUGGCAAUGGAACUGGUGCAGGGAGUCCCACUGGACCGCUGUGUAGACCUGGACCAAGAGACCAGGAACCAGAUCUGUUUUAACAUCCUCCAGUUGUGUCUGAGGGAGCUGUUUGAGUUCAGGUUCAUGCAGACGGAUCCAAACUGGGCAAACUUUUUCUACAAUGCAGAAACCAAUAAGGUCGUUUUGUUGGACUUUGGUGCCUGCAGAGGCUACCCAGAAUCCUUCACAGAUGACUACAUACAGGUGGUGUACGCAGCUUCUGUUGGGGAUCGAGCGACUGUUCUCUCCAAAUCCAAAGACCUGAAAUUUCUGACGGGCUUCGAGGCCAAGGCCUUUGCAGAUGCCCAUGUAGAGGCCGUUAUGAUCCUUGGUGAAGCCUUCGCAUCCUCAGAGCCCUUCGACUUCGGCACCCAAAGCACCACCCAGAGGAUCCAGAGUCUCAUCCCCGUCAUGCUACGCCACCGCCUCACCCCUCCACCUGAGGAGACGUACUCCCUCCACCGCAAGAUGGCCGGCUCCUUCCUUAUCUGCUCCAAACUGAACGCGCGCAUAGCGUGCAGGGACAUGUUCUUGGAUGUGUACAACGCCUACAACCAGAGGAGGCAGGAGGCAGAGGGGGCGGCACAGGCCACGGCUUAGAUGCUCGGAGACCAUUCACUGCUGCAGAAAUCUUUUUCAAGAGAGGACUGCGAAAGAAAGGGAGAAAAUAUGGGGUCCUUGAUCUGCAAGUGGAGAAAAUGGAUCAGGCUCACUUUAAACUGUUCACCAUGUUACUGACUGCAGCAACCUGCUUUAAUGAGAACCAUGCCUGACUCUAUUUCUCUUUCUGUGCUGCAGCUAUACUCACAUCAGCGUGAGGGUGUGAAGAUUCAAGACUCCAUUGUUGUACACACAAACAUAAGUAGUAAACUACAACACAGCGUUCGUUUAUUUUGUAAAUGAUGGUGACAGAUGUGCCAUAAAAGAUAUACGUACACUGAAGCUUAAAUGCUUAUAUUAUUGAUUAAAUCUAUAAAAAUUAUUGAAGAGGGGAUUAUUUAAUUAAUUUUAGUGUUGCUGGGUGUGUUUGAUUAUAUUUCCUGUCAUGGCAAAUAAUACACAAUGCUGGUUAACAUUCUACUUGUACAGUCUGUUUCUCCAAAGACCACAUGUACUGUAUGUUCCUCUUAACUCUGGCUUAGAUAACUCUGACUCUAGCUACACUUUGUACUGAGGUCACAUAUUAGCCAUCAACUUCUUGCCCAUUUGCAUACAUGUAAAUAG